Cyprinodon tularosa is the source of this 1035-nucleotide messenger RNA. RefSeq lists its product as uncharacterized. The transcript is spliced from 5 exons. Bases 1 to 816 code for a protein of 271 amino acids. The record is from RefSeq and is a predicted model, not a curated record. Lineage: Eukaryota; Metazoa; Chordata; Actinopteri; Cyprinodontiformes; Cyprinodontidae.
AUGACCAAUGACAUCCAGCUCUUCAAAAUGGUGACUGCACAGGUCUUGCUGAGGGUAUCCCUCUUUGCCUUGCUGUGUGUGGAGGUUCAUAAUGCUCCAGUAAAAGGUUUUAAAUCUCAAGACCAGGGCAUACCCAGUGAUCCAGUAGCUGCAGAUCAUUUUGGCUCCCAGCAGGGAUCAGCCUCUAGCAGUGUUUAUUUUAUGCCUCCUCAGGAUCAAGUUGUCACUGGGUCUUACCUGCCCAGUCAGGGAGAAUUCAUUUCUAGCGGUUCUGAACCUGCUGCAUAUGCUGCUGGCUUAUCUAUGCCUGCUGACAGGAGAUACGCUGUCAUUCCUGAACAGUCUGAGACUCAGGCUGCCCCAUCAGAGAUGAAUUGGUUUGUUCCACCUCCAAACUUUGAAGAAACCACACACAUCCAGCCUGACGAUGCAAGCAUUGUUGGGCCAUCCGUCCCUCAGGCCCCCAUCCCUCAGCCAGGGGAAGCUUCCAACUCUGUAAAGGAAGCGGAGCUUGGAAACUAUGAGCAGCUAACAGAGCAUUUUGGUUUCCCGGCUUCCAAUGUGGGGCCUGUUCAGGGUUUUCAGUACGCAGUACCAGAUUUUCAUGGCCUUUGGGAAAAUCCGUUUCUUUACCCUGAGUUUGAUUACAUGCUCAUUUAUGGCCUGUACCCUCCUGGAACCUACAGUACCUUUAGCCAACACCAUGAAAAAGGGAAGGAACACUCUCAGGAAGUCCAUUACUUGAAAGAGCAUGGCCCAGAUUCUCCUCAGAACCCUGAACCUGGGCAACAGAAACUCUUUCCUGGGACUCCUUAAGGCUGGUGGUGUGAAAACUCGGUGGACUGUAUUAAAACUCUCAACUUGUUCUAUUGUUUGCAGGUCUUCUGGGGAUUAAAAUGGUUGGAAGCCAUAUUUUCAAUUAAAAAUCAUGCAAGCACUCAUCGCAUUUGGUGUAUAUAUGUUUUGCCAGAAUGACUUGGCCAUGGUUAUAUGAAGGGGAGAACCAUAGUGUAAAGGCUUAUGCUAUGUUUACAC